Molecule: messenger RNA, 885 nt
Organism: Onthophagus taurus
Lineage: Eukaryota; Metazoa; Arthropoda; Insecta; Coleoptera; Scarabaeidae
Product: chymotrypsin-2-like
Biological process (GO): proteolysis
Molecular function (GO): serine-type endopeptidase activity
Source: RefSeq, a predicted model, not a curated record
AUGUUUUUAUUAUACUUGAUUUGUCUUCUUAUUAAGAUUGGUCAAAUUUGGUCAGAAGAAAAUGUAUCCGCGAUUGUUGUUGAUUUAAAAACGGAUUCUUUACCUGAUCCUUUCGAGAUUGAUUUUUCAAAAUCGAAUGAAAUCGACUCUGAUUUCAAAGGAAAAGAUUUAAAAGUUAUAGGAGGACUUGAAGCUUCUCGUAAUUUAUUCCCAUUUCAAUCAGCUUUAUACCUAACUUUUAAGGACGGGACAACAAGUUUUUGUGGAGGAUCGAUUAUUUCAACAAAUUAUAUUUUAACAGCUGCACAUUGCGUUUUGAACACAUUUUCUCUCCUUGUUGUUGUUGGAACAACCGAUCUUAAUUCGAACGUUAACACCCAACAAAGGAUAUACGCUAAAAGAUAUGUUUAUCAUCAUCAAUAUAACACCGAGACGUUAUCUAACGAUAUAGCUCUUUUACUUCUUGCAAAACCGAUCGAUUUCAACGAAGCUGUUUUACCGAUUAAUUUACCAACUGUGGAAGACACGAAAUAUUCUUAUGAAAAUUUAAAAGUUACCGUAAUAGGAUGGGGCAAAACGAGAGAUAAUGGAUCAAUAGUACCAAGAUUGCGAUAUUUAAACACUCAAGUUUUACCAAAUUCAAAUUGUAAAUUCUAUUUUCCUUCUGUUACAUCCUCAAAUAUUUGUACAAAUGGUUAUUUAAACGUUGGAUCAUGUCAUGGAGAUAGUGGCUCGCCUUUAAUUUAUGGAAAUAAACAAAUUGGGAUAGUUUCGUUUGGUAGUAACACAUGCAGUGCUGGAUUUCCUUCUGUAUAUACAAGAGUUAGUUCUUAUUUAGGUUGGAUUAAUCAAUACGCCUCGUUUGAUUAUUAAAAUUGGUUAAAA